CUUCUCUACACGAAUUCGAUUCUCUCUUAUCUCGACGAGAAAACCCUACUGCGAAAAAACUCCGAUCUCUCUGGCGAGAAGUAAAUUUUUAUCUCUGAGCUUGGUUUCACCAUUUCUCUAUCUCUAUCUCCUCGCUGGGUUACGGUUUGGUAAGGUCAGUGUUCUCUAAGGCUGAAAUUUGGGGGUUUCUCAGUCUCGAUGUGGUCGUGCUCCGUUAGGAUUCUUCACAAUCAUUAGGGUUAUAUUUCUUACAAACUGAUGCUCAUUUUCUCUUCCCUGUCUAUGGCUUUAUCUGUGAUCCUUCAAAAGCUUAGUGUCUUCGGCCCUGGUUUGAAUCCUUCUUUCCCUUACUGCAUCGCCAAUCACUCCUUUGCCUCCCGUUAAUUGAGUUGCUCUCUUUCAACUUAAUUACAUUAGUCUGCUUCCUUUGCUGUCUAGUCUGGAUAGUGUUGCAAAUCAAGUAGUAUCUUCUUUAGACAUUCUUGGCUGAGAGAUUUACACUAAAAGCAUAGAAUAAGAAACCCCUGUUUGGUUAGUAUCUACCCGAGUCUCGUAGUCCUACACAGAUCCGGAUCCUAGUUUCGAAGCUAGUUCUUGUUUAGCUGAAGCUCAGACCCAAAAUGCUCCAAGAACCGUCGGCUGCAUUCUCCCUCCGGCGUAACUCAUUCAGACGCCGAUCUCCCAGAUCAAAUGUCGAUGACAGAGGCUGGAAUCCGCUCCAUAUCAAAGCCAGAAAAGGCGAUCUGAAAUCUGUCAAGCAGCUUCUCGACCAAGGAAUGGAUGUGAAUGCUCUAGCAUGGGGACCCAAAUCAAAAGGAGUGAGUGCACUUCACCUUGCAGCAGAGGGAGGUCACAUUGAAGUCAUGGAUUUACUCCUAGAACGUGGGGCCAACAUUGAUGCUAAAACAUGGGGCUCAUGCGGGUGGACUCCUCUCCACGCUGCAGCCAAAGAGCGGAAGAGAGAAGCAGUGAAGUUUCUGGUGGAGAACGGCGCAUUCUUGGCAGAUGAUAUAACUGAUACCAGGUUUAAUCCGCCGGUGCAUUACUGUCACGGCCUUGAAUGGGCGUACGAGGAAAUGAAGAAGCUUAACAGCGAGUCUUCUUCUUCAUCUGGUGGAGACACAUCUUCCAGUUCUGACAACUGAACUUCUUCUUGGUUGUUUCUCGGUGUGUUUUGUUUUGUUUUCUAGUUGAGACUACUUAUCAGAACUAUUAUGGUUGGUGUUUGAUCUUAUGGGCUAUGUGAAACAUUGAAACUGCGGAUACAUUCAUGUAAUCUUCAGUGUGUUAUUUUGCAACUCCAGUUUGAUAUCCUAGCCGAAUUUGAUUUGUUUA
Arabidopsis thaliana (thale cress) is the source of this 1335-nucleotide messenger RNA. It is a transcript of the gene ANK6, whose product is annotated as Ankyrin repeat family protein. The record is from RefSeq and is marked reviewed. Lineage: Eukaryota; Viridiplantae; Streptophyta; Magnoliopsida; Brassicales; Brassicaceae. Gene Ontology annotation, cellular component: cytoplasm; nucleus; mitochondrion. The transcript is spliced from 2 exons. Bases 621 to 1145 code for a protein of 174 amino acids.